GCUCUUAGACUGCAGCAGCUAAUCUUUUAUAAUAAUAAAAAAUAAAAUAUACUCCACGUAGAGAUGAUCGGAUCUGCGUGUGCCUUUUAGAAAAACGUAAACGGUCCAUCACCUCGCGAUCCCCAAAUCCCCGAAAAUGGACAAUCGAAACAUGUGCACAGUGGAGAAGCGCGGGCGCGUCCACCUCAUCACCCUCACCGGCGCCGGCGAGCACCGCCUCGGCCCAUCCCUCAUCUCGGCCCUCCGCUCCGCCGUGGCCACCGUCCGCGCCUCCCCCGGUGCCGGCGCCCUCGUGCUGGCCGCCGAGGGCAAGUACUUCUCCAACGGCUUCGACCAAGCCUGGGCGCGCACGGUGCCGCCCCACCUCCACGCCUCCAUGAGAGGGGCCUUCCGCGCCCUCGUGGCCGACCUCCUCGCGCUGCCCAUGCCCACCGUGGCCGCCGUCACGGGCCACGCCGCCGCCGCCGGCUGCGCGCUGGCCCUCGCGCACGACUCCGUCGUCAUGCGCGCCUCCCGCGGGUUCCUGUACAUGAGCGAGGUCGACGUCGGCCUCAAGUUCGCGGACUACUUCGCGGAGCUGCUCCGGCAGAAGGUCCCCGACGGAGCGGCCAGGAGGGACAUGGUCCUCGGGGGGAACAAGAUGACGGCGGCGGAGGCGCUGCGGCUAGGCAUCGUGGACGCGGCCGCGGACGGCGGCGUCGAAGACGUGGUGGCCGCGGCCGUCGCGGCGGCCGAGGUGCUCGCGGCCAGGGGGUGGGACGGGGAGGUCGUGGCCGAGAUCAGGAAGGCGAUGUGGCCCGCCGUGUGGGGCAAGGUCAAGGACCACGGCGCCGAGGCGGCGGUAGCGCGGCCGCGGCUGUAGGCUCCGGUGUACGAGGCCACUCCUUCUGAAGAAUUGGCUCUGAAUCCACAGCAAGCCGUAGAUCUACGAACUUCAGCUGGGAGCAGAGCAAUGUUCAGGAACUGCUCGAGCAGAAUCGUCCGGCCAAGAAGAUCGCAGCCACCGGCGACAUGUGCUGCUGGUUUUCCUUGUACUCUGACCGAAGCUCUUUGAUCUUCGAUUCCGGUUUCGUUGCA
This is a messenger RNA of Triticum urartu, 1077 nucleotides long. Its product is annotated as enoyl-CoA delta isomerase 2, peroxisomal. NCBI's taxonomy places the organism in Eukaryota, Viridiplantae, Streptophyta, Magnoliopsida, Poales, Poaceae. The record is from RefSeq and is a predicted model, not a curated record. Gene Ontology annotation, cellular component: peroxisome. Gene Ontology annotation, molecular function: delta(3)-delta(2)-enoyl-CoA isomerase activity. Gene Ontology annotation, biological process: fatty acid beta-oxidation.